Messenger RNA from Pomacea canaliculata, 1902 nucleotides. Its product is annotated as proteasomal ATPase-associated factor 1-like. NCBI's taxonomy places the organism in Eukaryota, Metazoa, Mollusca, Gastropoda, Architaenioglossa, Ampullariidae. The coding region runs from base 36 to 1232 and encodes 398 amino acids. The record is from RefSeq and is a predicted model, not a curated record. Gene Ontology annotation, molecular function: protein binding. The transcript has 11 exons.
AUUACGGCAAACAUUUUAGUUACUUUACGUUAGUAAUGGCGUCCCCGUGCGACAGACUCAUAGUACAACAUGACUGGAAUGAAACUUUGCGACAGAAUGAUGGUACAGCCUGGAUAAGCUUUAAAUCAACAGCACCACCAAGUGUUCAUAGUGAACUAAAGAACCUUGGAAUGUCUACUAAUGGAAUGCCAUAUGUUACUGGCAGUGACGGUUUUACAGUGGAGAAUAUUUCAAGAAGGACCAUGACAGUCAUUUACCAAAAAGAUCCUCAUGUGAUAUCUAGAAAAUUUGUGUCCCCUGUCAUCACAUUUUCUACCAUUCACCAGUCCAAAAAGGGGGUUGAGUGUCUGGAUGUGACACCUGGAGGGCUGGGUGUAUCAUGUGACAGUUCUUGCAAUUUAUCGAUAUGGCAGACUGAUUCAGGUGAAAAACGGAGAGAGUUAAAAGGACAUGUAGGGAAUGUGUACAGCUGCAAGUUCUUCCCUUCCGGAAUAGUGGUUUUAUCAGCAGGAGCAGACAUGCAGAUGAAGAUAUGGUCUGCAGAAACAGGAAAAGAAGCAGCCUGCUUAAUAGGACACACAGCAGCUAUCUUAGACACAGCAAUUGUAGAGCGUGGUCGAAACAUUGUGAGCUGUGGUCGUGAUGGAACAGCCCGCCUUUGGGAUGUUGGAAAGCAGGAAUGCUUGUAUGCAUGGUCUGACCUUGGCGGUGAGAUUAAUUGCUGUUCUCUGGCUACCAUCAACACCUCUGUGGAUCUUGGUGCACCUUCUGUUUCUCCAAGUGAUAGAGAAAUUCUAACAGAGGGAAAGAUGCUCUUAUUAGGUUCAGAAAUGGGCUCUCUUUUGGGAGUUGGGCUUCAUAGCAGGCAACGGGUAUUUGAAAUGAAAUGUAGUGCAGCCAUCAACUGUUGCGCGUUUUUGUCAGAUGUGCAUGCCGUGUGUGGAACACAUGAUAGCAGGAUUGUCAUCAUUGAUCUGAGAAACACCAGUGAACCACUUCGGCAGUGGAAAGAGUCACGUGGAGCAAUCCUUUCAUUACUACCUUAUAAGCAAGGUCUUUUUAUUUCCACAGGUGACGGGUCUCUGUAUUAUGUAAACGAAGAAUUUGAAGCCAUGGUGGAGUUCACUGGCUCAGACUGCGAUCCAGUAAACAGAAUUGCUUGUGACCAGACCCACAUCUAUGGUGGCUGCCGCGAUGGCUGGAUCCGCAAAUAUAGUCUUGAUGACAUGUGAACUUUGGUGCCUUUAUUAAGAAAAGUCUCUGGUUUCUUCCCUGUUCCUGCUCAUAGCUUUUGUCUUAUCUAAUUGUGUUCGCUGGACACUGACAUGCGUUGAUUGCUGUUUGCUCAGUGGAGGGAAUGCUGAUUUUGGUUCAUUAUUAUCUUUUUUAUAGGUACUUUAAGGUACAUGGAUUGUACAGACUGAUAUUGUCUACAUUAAAUAUAAGCAGUGGGAUAAGGGAAAGUAGGGUUGGGUUGGUGGGUGGGACCGAGUAAGUGGUAGUGUACACUUUCUGGAACAGGUAAUUGGCAUCAUUAUGUGUGUGCAUGUCAGCAAGCUAAGUUUGUCAGCAAUAUAUCCUAAACAGUUUCUGACAGUGUUAUAUUAUACUUCUCUUUUGAAUUCAGUUGCAUGUCAAUGAUUAUGCAUUUACAAUUUGGUGAAAAGGUUGUCUGUGGGCAAACACUUUUAUUUUUUGGCUGUUUACGGUAUGUCUUUGUGAUGAACUAGCAAUCAUUUGUAAUGGUCACUGACCACUCUGCAUGUACAUUUAUAUGUACAUGAGAGAGUGACAGAGGACAUUGAUAUUGAUCAAAACUGUAUCAGCUCUUAUGAACAAUUGAUGACGGUAAUGCAUAUUCUUUUGAUAGAGUAAUGAUUAAAUCAAAUUACAAGUUUUGCA